AAACCUCGCAUUCACAGAUUCUUUCUUUCUCUCCUUAGUUGUCUCGCCCGCCUUUCCUCCUAGCACCCUGCACACAUCUUUGUCGCCAUGGCCGCGUCUAUCACUCUCGCAUCAGGAGCGUCUCUCCUCGCCGCUCCUCGCGUCCUCGUCCAGCCAGUCGUGAGGUCACGGGUCGGGCAACGCGUGGGUCCAGCGAGGGCUCUCUUCGGCGGCGGCAAGGACACAGAUCUGGCCGGCGAUGGCGCCAAAAACGCGGGGCCGUUCGGCAACAUGGCGAAUCUGUUCGAGACGGUGCGCAAGGCGCAGCAGGUCGUGCAGGUGGAGGCCGUCAAGGUGCAGAAGGAGCUCGCCGCGGCGGAGUUCGACGGCUAUUGCGAAGACGAGCUGGUCAAGGUGACUUUGACGGGCAACCAGGAGCCGUGCCGGUGUGAGAUCACUGAUGCCGCCAUGGAGCUCGGGGCAGAGAGGCUGGGCGAGCUGAUCACGGAGGCGUACAAGGACUCCCACCAGAAGAGCGUCACGGCCAUGAAGCUACGCAUGAAGGACCUUGCAUCCAGCCUAGGCAUGCCUCCCAACAUGUGAUUGUGAUAGUGAAUGCUUGAAUGGAGUUCGCUCCUCACACACUUGACUUGUUUAGUGCUGUUAGUCCAACCACAGAUUCACGUGCUCUUCACAAUGGAUGAAAUGUAAAUUAUCUCCACAAGCAAUGCAUGUCUCUUCC
Closterium sp. NIES-67 is the source of this 721-nucleotide messenger RNA. NCBI's taxonomy places the organism in Eukaryota, Viridiplantae, Streptophyta, Zygnematophyceae, Desmidiales, Closteriaceae. The record is from the annotation of a GenBank genome assembly.